Knipowitschia caucasica is the source of this 264-nucleotide messenger RNA. Lineage: Eukaryota; Metazoa; Chordata; Actinopteri; Gobiiformes; Gobiidae. The record is from the annotation of a GenBank genome assembly.
AUGUGUAGUCGCGCGCACGCACCUGUGUUGGCACCGGUCACGAUCGCCGUUUUCCCCGUGCAACUUGACCGCACGCGCGUGGUCCCAGCGAGUCCUCUUCUGUGCGCGCACCACGAGCACGAGCACAAGCGUGCACGACGGCCCAAAGAGGGUGCCCGAGGAGUGUCCACCACGCGCCCAGGUUUGCGCGCUGAGGAGAGCGCAAGGCUUUAUCCAGAGGGGGGAAAGGCUUGUUGUGGGGCAGGGCCACGGUCAUCUGUAUAA